AGGAUGGAAAACUUCAAGAAGGUCAAGACGUCGGAGGAGGAGAGCCCCCUGCCUUUCUCGGACCUGCCCCCUGACGUGGUGGAGAUGAAGGUGAAGGAAGGCAGCAAGAUCCGCAACCUGAUGGGCUUUGCCAUGGCCAGGAUGGCGCUGGAGGCCACCCGGCAGAUCGUCUUCAGCGGCUGCGGCCGGGCGGUCACCAAAACCAUCACCUGCGUGGAGAUCCUGAAAAGGAAACUUGGGGGCCUCCACCAGGUCACCAAGGUCCAGUACAAGACCCUGGUGGAGGUGUGGGAGAACCAGGGCCCUGGGCCCCAGGGAGGCCAGACGGAACACCUCACUGUCCACAAGAACGUGCCGUCCAUCUGCAUACUGCUCUCCAAGGACCCCCUGGACCCCUGCCAGAUGGGCUACCAAGCUCCUGAACCCCCCGGGGUGCUCUGGAAGGCAGAUGAGGAAGCCGGCCCAGAGGAUGGAUCCAGCGUCUCCCCAAAGGGAACAAAGAGGAGGUUGGCCGCCCCACACAAAGAUGACCAGCCGAAGAAGGCGGCCCAGGUACAAGAGAUCCAGGAGGACACGGGGACCACCGUGGUGGGUUUUGGACACUGACGACCA
Molecule: messenger RNA, 612 nt
Organism: Elgaria multicarinata webbii
Lineage: Eukaryota; Metazoa; Chordata; Lepidosauria; Squamata; Anguidae
Gene: RPP25
Product: ribonuclease P and MRP subunit p25
Biological process (GO): tRNA 5'-leader removal
Cellular component (GO): ribonuclease MRP complex
Molecular function (GO): RNA binding
Source: RefSeq, a predicted model, not a curated record